Molecule: messenger RNA, 502 nt
Organism: Eurytemora carolleeae
Lineage: Eukaryota; Metazoa; Arthropoda; Copepoda; Calanoida; Temoridae
Product: synaptonemal complex protein ZIP1
Exons: 4
Coding region: 44-487 (147 amino acids)
Source: RefSeq, a predicted model, not a curated record
GUUAAAAUGAUUUUUUUUUCAGAUUUAGAAGUCAAUUGGCGGGAUGCGGGGUGGACCCCGCCUGAUGUGUUCUGCCUAUCUGACAGGGGCUCUGGGUCUACUUCUUCUAAUUGUUGGACUCAACUAUUGGUCAGUAUCUGGGCAGAACCAGGAGAUCGUAGAAAAGUUGAAGGAGGUUCAGGAUCAGCUCCGGGCUGGGAGCAGUAGAAUCCAGGAGCUGGAUUCAGGAGCACAAGAGUCGAAUAUUAAGCUUGGAAAAAUGAAACAGGAGCUCAGUGAUACUGCUCAGAGGCUGAAGGACGCAAAACAAGAGUUGGAGGACGCAAAACAGGAGUUGGAGGAUGUAACGCAGAAAUUAGAGCAGAAAAUCCAGAAGUUUAAAAAGUGUGAAGAAAUGCGCAAAAGUUUACAGGAAACUAACGAUUCUCUUACAGGAGAUAAGAGGUUUCACGAAACAGAGGUACUUACUAAAAAACCAUUGUUUUAACGGAACUGUCUCUUU